Talaromyces marneffei is the source of this 1056-nucleotide messenger RNA. RefSeq lists its product as uncharacterized. The coding region runs from base 1 to 1056 and encodes 351 amino acids. Gene Ontology annotation, molecular function: sulfurtransferase activity; tRNA binding. Gene Ontology annotation, cellular component: cytosol. Gene Ontology annotation, biological process: tRNA wobble position uridine thiolation. The transcript has 2 exons. NCBI's taxonomy places the organism in Eukaryota, Fungi, Ascomycota, Eurotiomycetes, Eurotiales, Trichocomaceae. The record is from RefSeq and is a predicted model, not a curated record.
AUGCCCGCCAAGGAGAUUUCGCAGAUUUGCGUUUCCUGCAAAGAAGUCGAGGCUCUUGCGACGAUACGUAAUCGCCCACUAUGCCGUGAUUGCUUCAUUGACUACGCUGGCCGCAAGGUAGCAGCAGUCAUGUCUGCUUAUCGUCCUCAAAAGAAUGUUACGCCGCCAAAAGUGCUUCUGCCCCUCUCCCUCGGAAUAUCGUCGUCGAGCCUUUUGCAUAUCGUGGAUAGAUUACAAAAAUUUCAACUUAAUCGAUCGCUGGCUACUGCAGGAUUUGAUCUGCAUGUGCUUGUAGUCGACCCGACAACUGUUCAUCCUGGGUAUACCGACGUGAAGGCCAACUCCGACAGCGCGAAGGAAACUUUUCCGAACCAUACAUAUACCAUGAUCCCUCUGCAUAGAAUCUUUGAGUACGACGCAACAAUAAAUGAUACACUCCGCGACUUUGGAUUCGUGGGCGAAAAUUUUGGAUCUGACAAGGAGCGGCUCGAUGCGUUCCGGGCAUCCAUGUCUACAACUACAGCACGGGACGAUAUUGAUAACCUCCUACUUGUCCGCCUCAUUGUUGCAUUCGCGAAGAAUAAUGACUGUCGUGGAAUUCUAUGGGGGGACUCAGAUAGUCGUUUGGCUGCGAAAACCCUCGCAAACGUUGCCAAGGGCCGUGGUGCCUCUCUGACCUGGCAAGUCUGUGACGGCGUGUCGCCAUGGGGUUUACACUUCAGCUUCCCAUUGCGAGAACUCUACAAGUUUGAGUUGGAGAUCUACGUCAAACAAAUCCCCGAACUUGCCAGCAUUAUAAUACCCGAUUUGCAGGUACAAGAAAACGAAGCGAAUCGGAACCUAUCUAUCGACAAUCUGAUGAACCUCUACGUCAAAACACAAGGAGAGAAGUACCCCGGCGUGAUGGCCAAUGUCGUCCGUACUGCCAACAAGCUUCGGCCUACAUCGAACACCGAAGCUGUGAAGUGUUCUCUCUGCGCUGCUCCGGUUGACCAGACGGCUACAUUGUGUUAUGCGUGUUUGCGAUCAAGAGCCGAUGUCUUACAGCACGCUUGA